AUGUCUACAAGGGCGGCUGAUGUCGAUCUGGAGGAUCAUGAAGAGGACGAGGCAGACCCCGAGCGUGGAACGACUGGGAGAUCAAACAAUGCCGUGCAUUGGGGCACCGAGACGGGCGGAUCGUCUAGUGUAAGAAGAUCCUGGAGCAGCUUACCGCCGCCCAUCUCGGCCAGCCAAAAUCUAUCUCAACGGCUUUCUGCGCACCGGCACCGAGAUGAACAAUCGGGGACGAUAGACGGGAUUAGUUCAGGAGGGAUGGGUCUCAUUGCAUCCGCUGGGUACGCAGCCUCGCGGAGGGGAGGAGCGGGUAGUUGGGGCGUUCCCCGUGGUGGGGUGGCUGGUGUUAGCGCUAAUGGCGUGGCGACGGCACCUGUGGAAUCGACAAGGCGGGGGACGGCAGCUGUUGAGAGAGAACUCCAAAGGCCAGGCGGGAGCCGGAUGCACCCCGCGCCAAGGUCGCCGCUCACGAUUUGUGCCGGUGGUUUUUCUUCCAGUGGUGGUCAUGUGCCGCGAAGGCUUGGGCCAGGCGCGCCAAGGUCCCCGCUUAUGGUUUCUGCCGGUGGUUUUUCUUCCAGUGGUGGUCAUGUGCCGCGAAGGCUUGGGCCAGGCGCACCAAGGUCCCCGCUCAUGGUUUCUGCCGGCGGCUUUUCUUCCAGUGGUGGUCAUGUGCCGCGAAGGCUUGGGCCAGCAACAAACGGAACCGAAGGACAGGGCCACAAGGGACGCUGCAGCGUUCAGCGCAAGCCAAGAAUCGUGCUGUCCCGACCACCAUUUUUCAACUUCCUACGCCGACGAGCUCGGCCCCCACGACAGCAACGACAGCUCCCUCCUCCACGCCAGGUUCAGCAACGGGGGGGGGGCGCCCCAGCUAGGAGUGUCGGUUCCUCUACGACGUUCUCGGUAUGCACGGCGCUGAACCAACUCCGCGUGUCAGUCGUCAAGGCUAACAAUGUCUUCAUGUGCUCUCGGGGCGAGUGCAGAAAGGUCGAGCAACUCCGUGCAGCAGCUGGGCGUCAGGGCGACACGAACUCUGCACUCGCCGAUCGUUGCCAACAUGCGGACGUUGUGCGCAAGGCAGAGGUUUCAUCCCAAUCGAUACCAACAGCCACUGCAUGCUUGAAUGGAGAUGGAGAAUUCGAAAAUGCUUUGGCCAGUGUGCCACCGGGGACAUUCAACGAGAAAAUGGUGCGGGCCAUGCAACAGCGCUAUGCCAGGGCGAAAGAGGAAGGAGUUCCGGUGCUUGUGCGCCUCGCGGAGACAGCGUGGUUUGCCGUCAGAGACGGCGUGACGUUCCAGCGUAAUGUGAUCGGGGGGUGGGGUCAUGUGAAGACGAGGAGCGACACAACCGACGGGAGCGGUCACAUGUUCCAGUGCAAGGACACUGAUGGUGUGGAAUAUGAGCCGGACGGGGACAUGGGGGUGAAGGAGGGUGACCGCGAUGCCAACAUGGGAUUCGCGUGGAACAUCCAGCGGGAGGAUGAAGCCCUUUUCGGAGAACGAAUGGCAAUGGCGAGAAAGAUCAUCGCCGUGUACAAGUUUCCGAUCGAGGAGCCUCAGCUUAAGGAUGGAACGUAUGGACGAGACAAAAUCCACGUCAACGAGCGCAUUUGCACAGGCUGCCGUACCCCGUACGAAGUACUCCCCGACACUGACGCAAUCCUUGUCGGUCAGGGAGCAGCGCUGCGAAUAGUGGACGUCGAGCGUAAGAAGUGCAACACGUGCAACCUCCGAGGAUGGGCUGGCGACAACUUCCUGGAGGACGGAGUGUUCAACUACAACGAGAAUAUUGUGGUUGAAUUGCGCGUCCUCUACCAGCUUCGCUUGGCUUUCCGAGCUGGCACUCCGGUGUCAACCUGGCUUCGAACCUUCUUGCAGCCUCGGUUGGACAACAUGGAUUGGCUGGAGCAAAACCCGAUGUUGGCGUCGCGGUAA
Molecule: messenger RNA, 1932 nt
Organism: Ectocarpus siliculosus
Lineage: Eukaryota; Phaeophyceae; Ectocarpales; Ectocarpaceae
Source: the annotation of a GenBank genome assembly